UCUUCCGCAAGCUUCCCCGAUCAGGCUAGAGAUCUUCGCUAGCUUAUGCAUUCGAGGAGUGAAACAACAAGCCAUUCCCGCCGUUUGUGGGCUUCCCGGUCAGACUAGUAUAAAGACGGCGAGCGAGCAUUUUGAUACUUUGAGAAUCCUCUGCACAACCCACAAUCCUUCAGUACCUCAGCCAUACGCCGUCGUCAUGUCUCCUCAAUCCGAAGAGGUGUCCCAUCCGCCAUUGGAGCUUCAAGUCGCUGGUCAGGACGCUGAGUCCGAAGACAAGAGCAGUGAGGACCACAAGUUGGACGUCGUAGAUCGCGAGAUCCACGGUCUUCGCUGGCUGGCAAUCUGCAUCUCUCUCUACGCCACCUGUAUCCUUUACGGCCUCGAUACCACCAUCGUCGCCGAUGUUCAGGGUUCUGUCAUUGAGCAGUUCGGACACGUCGAGCAACUCGCAUGGGUCGGAGCAGGAUUUCCUCUGGGCUCCGUUUGUGUCGUCCUCCCCCUCGGAAAUCUGUACAACUCGUUCAACAUCAAAUGGACCUUCAUCAUCACCGUGCUCCUUUUCGAAAUCGGCUCAGCUAUCUGUGGAGCCGCUCCAUCCAUGAAUGCGCUCAUCGUCGGUCGCGUCAUCGCCGGUGUAGGAGGCAGCGGAAUCUACCUUGGCUCGUUGAAUUACUUCUUGGCCAUGUCGGGUACAAAGGAGCGCAGCUUUUACAUGGCAUUGAUCGGUAGCUGUUGGGGCGUCGGUGCCAUUCUGGGUCCCGUCAUUGGCGGAGCGUUUGCGACGUCCCCAGCCACUUGGCGAUGGGCAUUUUACAUCAACCUGGUCAUCUUUGCUCUUUCACUUCCUGCUUACAUCUUCUGCCUUCCCUCGAUCAAUCAUGGGAGAGGCAUCAACUUACGCGAACGAAUCGCCCGCCUCGACUUUGUCGGCUAUAUUCUCGGUGCCGGCACUUGGGUUGGCUUUCUCUUAGCUGUCACGAUGGCAGGCGGACAAUGGGAAUGGAAGGACGGAAGAACCAUCGCCACUUUUAUCGUUUUCGGAGCCACCUUGGUCGCAUACGUCCUCCAGCAGGCCUUCGCCAUCUUCACCACCAAAGAGAACCGUUCUUUCCCAGUCCAGCUGUUGCGCGAACGUACCCAAGUCCUCCUUUACAUCAAUACCUCGGCCGGCAUUACCACACUCUACAUCGCCAUGUUCUACAUCCCCAUCUAUUUCCAGUUCACGAACGGAGAUAGUGCUUUGCAGGCGGCUGUUCGUUUGCUACCUUUCGUCAUCGUGGCCAUUUCGGUUAAUCUGGCAUCGGGAUACUUUUUGAGCGCCAUCAAAAUCUACAUGCUGAUCUACGUUAUCGGCGGUGUCUUCUUGACGCUCGGUGGCUCCCUCCUUACUGCAUAUUUGAAUCCGGACACAACACAUGGAACCAUCUACGGCUUGUGCAUUAUCACCGCAAUCGGCAGCGGCCUGGCAAUGUUGGCUGGUUAUUCCAUCGCUUCGCUCACGACAAAGCCGGAGAAUGGUGGACCGGCCCUCACCAUGCAGAACGUGUCACAACUCGGAGGCCAGGUCAUUUCUCUCGCCAUUGGAGGCCAGAUUUUCCAAUCCACGGCAGUUCGAAAUCUGCGGUCUGUUCUUGCUGGCCAGAAUUUUUCAGAGGAAGAUAUCCGGAGCGCUGUCUCGGGCGUCCAGAGCAGAGUGCUGGAGGAAGUUCACGGGGAAUUGCGCGAAGAGGUCGUCUUGGCCCUUGUGAGCGCAAUGCAGAAGGUUUUUAUACUCAUUCCUGUUGCAGGAGCAGUCAUGCUCGUGGCUGCGCUGUGCAUGAAGAGGGACAAACUCUUCAAUGUAAGUGCCGUGGCCGCUGCUUAG
Molecule: messenger RNA, 1864 nt
Organism: Periconia digitata
Lineage: Eukaryota; Fungi; Ascomycota; Dothideomycetes; Pleosporales; Periconiaceae
Source: the annotation of a GenBank genome assembly